AAUCGAGAAAAAGUUUUCAAUCGUAGAAUUUCGCUCGCGAUAAAUAAACCAAUUAAAAGUAAUUAAAACUCAAUUGUUUUGCAGUGUGAAACAAAUUUGAUUGUUGUAAUCAUUGCUGUGAUGUCUCACAUAGUGACGAGUGUUUGAAGUUCCCUUGGAAAAUGAAAAAUUUUGUCGGACAAUUAGGUUUGAUGCCGACGACAUCAGGUCAUUUGGGGCACCAACCAAAAAUCGAAUAAAUGUCAGUUAAAAUAUUGAUUAAUAUCAAUCUUAAAAAUGCGAGCUUAUUCAAUGUACACGAGUAAACGAAAAAUCUUAAUUCCACUUCCAAACACAGGCGCCCUCGCUAGAAAAAAGCAAAUUUUAUUGAUUCGCAUAGCAAUCGCUUUGUUCGUAAUAAUCUUCAUUAUCAUACAGCUGAAUGUAAUCAAUUAUGAUUUUCGUCAGCCUAUUGCUGCUGAAGUCACUACAAACAACGACACGUCAAAAGCAAUAUUGGCCGCAAUUCCGCUCGUACUUCAUAAAUAUUUAAAGCCAAAGAACAACUCACAAGCCAAUAAUGCGAGUCAGCCGUCAAGUGCUGAGAGAUAUCAGUUGGUGAAUGCAAGUGAGAUUCAACGUUCCAUCGAGAAAUACAACGAAUAUCAAACAAUAAUCAAUGAAGAAAUCUUUGGACCUCUUAUGAAUGAUUCCACGAUCAUUGUUGUUCAAGUCCACACAAGAAUUACAUAUUUACGUCAUUUGAUCGUGAGCUUAGCUCAAGCCAGAGACAUUUCCAAAGCGCUUUUGAUUUUCUCACAUGAUUUUUACGACGAAGAAAUCAACGAGUUGGUGCAAAGCAUCGAUUUCUGUAAAGUGAUGCAAAUAUUUUACCCAUUCUCAAUUCAAAUGCAUCCAAAUGAAUUUCCUGGAACUGAUCCAAGAGAUUGCAAACGUGACAUGAAGAAGGAACAAGCGUUGAUCACCAAAUGUCAAAACGCUCAAUAUCCUGACAUUCACGGACAUUAUCGCGAAGCUUCAUUCACUCAGACCAAACACCACUGGUGGUGGAAGGCAAAUCGAGUCUUCGAUCAGCUCGAAGUCACCAGACAUCACACAGGUCUCGUGUUAUUCCUGGAAGAAGAUCAUUACGUCGCUGAAGAUUUUCUUUAUCUUCUUUCAAUGAUGCAGCAAAAAGCAUUUGAGCUCUGUUCAAAGUGCAACAUCAUGUCGUUGGGAACAUAUUUGAAGACUUUCAAUUAUUACACAUACGGCAACAACCAUAAAAAGGUUGAAGUAACGCCAUGGAUAAGCAGCAAGCACAACAUGGGAAUGGCGAUAAACCGCACAACAUGGCAUGAAAUUAAGUCAUGUGCGAAAUACUUUUGUUCUUAUGAUGAUUAUAAUUGGGAUUGGUCAUUGCAACAUACCAGUCAUCAAUGUUUAAAAAAGAAAUUAUUUGCAAUGGUCGUGAGAGGUCCGCGAGUUUUUCAUAUUGGUGAAUGUGGUGUUCAUCACAAGAAAAACAACUGUGAGUCUAAUCAAGUUAUUUCAAAAGUACAACAAGUUAUUAAUGUCGCCAGUAAAGCUGGUCAACUUUAUCCAAAGAAUCUCAUGUUGACGGUUACGAGUGUGAUUAAGAAACAGAAAAUUCGAAAAGGAAAUGGUGGUUGGGGUGAUCGACGUGAUCAAUUGCUAUGUUUAAACAUGACAUUGGUCGUUAGAUAGAUUGGCAGUUUUAUAAUCAUAAAGGAUCUGAUUUAAGAAUCAAAAACCAGUUCAUGGAGAUGUGAUAAAAUUAUACGAGAUCUAACUCUUUAUUACGAUCUCGAUGAAAAAAGACGUUUGAAAAUCAUCAAGACAAAUUAUAACAUUCACAAUGUUUUGUUUUCUUUUUCCUUCGUUUAUAAGAUGACGAGUCAUGGAAGCUAAAAAGUCUGUUAACAGUCAACUCUCGAUAAAAAUGUUUCGAAGAGUACGAAUAAAUAUAAAACGAAUACGAAUUUAUCGAGAUUUCUUUUACCGAGAGAGUUUUCUGUAUUUAAAAUUCCAUCCAACAAUAUUGUAAGCAUUUAAUUUAGAUCCACAAAAAGAGAAAUUUUGUUCAACCAGUGAUUCUCAUCGACAACUUUGUUGCAAGAGAAUGUUUUAAAUCUUUUCUAAUCAAGUCAUAUCGUCACUAUUAUCAUCUAAUAAUAAUUUCUAUUUAAAAUAAUUAAGCAUGGCACUUGAUGUCAAUCUCGCCGCGCAAAUUAACAAUUUUCGUCGGUGUUAAGUUUCCUUAAAAGAUAUUUUAUAAAUCUCGAACAAUUUAAUUUGAUUGGUUGUUGCCAUGUUUAGAAAAGAAAGAAGUUUGCUAGUCGAAUUGGGAAAAACCUUUCAUAAGGAACUUUUAUUUAGUUACCAAGACUAAGUGACAUCACAAAUUUAUUCUUGUGAAGCGAAACUCGAUUUUUAGUUUCGUAAGAAAUUUAAGAAUUCAGUGAUUCUGAAAGAAGAUGAAACCAGAUCAAUAAAAAAGAAAUAAAAGAUAUUCAUGAACAGUCCGCAUAUUGAUGAAUCAAUUUGUUAAAUUGCAUUUCAUAUCAUUUUUCAGCAUGACAGAAAAUGCUGAAAGCCAAUUGAAAUGUUUUUUAAUUGAAGUGUUGAUGUGUACGCGGCAGGGAUGUUGAACUAAAAAAUAAAUUAUGUUAAUUUACAACCGUUGAAUAUUAAAAGCAAUGCCAUUGUAAUGAAAAUUUUAUUUGUUGCGAAUUAAUUAUUAUCACUUUUUGUGUUCUUGUUUUGUAAUUGUUCAGCAACACAAAUUAUUCAAUUGAUUCAUUGAAAACAUCAAAACCUAAUAAAAUUCUCCUUUUUUUAUACAAAACUAUCUACCAUAAAUUAAGGUCAUAAAAAUCCAAAAGUUACAACAUAAUCAAAAGUAAUAUUCGAAAAGAAUCGAGGGAAAAAUGAAAUUCCCACGAUUUUGAUGACGAAUUGAUUUCGUGAAGUUUUUAUUUUAAUCUUGCUGAUUUAAGCGAUUUUAAUCUUUCCGACUGUUAAUAAAUAUUUGUAAAUAUUAAAAUUGGAAAAACCGAAAACAUAAGAAUUAAUUUUGUGUUGUCAAAUAUAAUUGCCUCAGUGUGAAAAUUAUAAAAAAUAAAAGAAAAUUAAUGAAAAAUUUCAGGACAAAUUUUUGAUGACUGUUUGCAUUCUCUUUCAGUGACUUAUCAUUUCACUUAAAGAUCAUUUCACUUCAUUGCGAAUAACAAUGUUAUGUACUUAUGUAUUUACUGUAUGUUUUCACUGUAUUAUGUAUUUACG
This is a messenger RNA of Clunio marinus, 3285 nucleotides long. The record is from the annotation of a GenBank genome assembly. NCBI's taxonomy places the organism in Eukaryota, Metazoa, Arthropoda, Insecta, Diptera, Chironomidae.